Molecule: messenger RNA, 793 nt
Organism: Aplysia californica (California sea hare)
Lineage: Eukaryota; Metazoa; Mollusca; Gastropoda; Aplysiida; Aplysiidae
Product: phospholipase A2
Exons: 5
Coding region: 34-684 (216 amino acids)
Biological process (GO): arachidonate secretion; lipid catabolic process; phospholipid metabolic process
Molecular function (GO): calcium ion binding; A2-type glycerophospholipase activity
Source: RefSeq, a predicted model, not a curated record
ACUCGAACGCUCCCACAAGAGCUGCUACAGUUUAUGUUGGAUCUUUCUUUUCCAUCCCGUUUCCAGACAGAUCCGUCCGCAUCCAACAGGAUGGGUCUUCAGUCAAGGAACAAUGCAGCAGAAAUCUCACUCACAAUCUCACUCAUUACUUUGGUAACCCUGACAUCAUGCUUGCCCCAGGAGAUAGAUUCUCAAACUCCACAUCGGCGCGAAAAGCGACACAUCCUACAGAUGUGCGAACUCGUCGCCGCACACACCAACAGGGGUUGUCUAGACUACAACAACUACGGCUGUUUCUGUGGUCUGGGCAAUGCAGCUAGCGCCCAUGUAGACGGUGUGGACGGAUGUUGCCGAGUUCACGACCGCUGCUACGGUGAAGUAGCCUGCUUCUGGAUGUACCCACAGUUUGUGGGCUACUCUGUGGAAUGUAACAACGCUUCUUGCCAGUGCACUGACUCACCCAUCUUCUCGCCGUGCGCCUACACCACAUGUCAGUGUGACCUGGAGUUGGCGCGAUGCCUGGGCAGAUCAACCUACAACCACGGCUUCAGCAAUUUCGACCGACGAGAGUGCAACAGACCCGUCCGACUUCGCACUCAAAGACGACGCAGACAGACCAAGAAGAAGAGGAAGAAGAAGUGGGCAAAGUCUCUACUGCACAAGCUCAGGAGGAGUUUCUUUUAAUUAACGUCUAUUAAUGUUUAGGUAGAAAUUUGUUUUAGAGACUGUCUGUUAGAUGAUAUCUGCUGAAGCUACGAGAAACAACAUGUUUUACAGGCAAUCUUGAACACAA